Epithele typhae is the source of this 714-nucleotide messenger RNA. RefSeq lists its product as uncharacterized. Gene Ontology annotation, molecular function: procollagen-proline 4-dioxygenase activity; iron ion binding; L-ascorbic acid binding. Gene Ontology annotation, cellular component: endoplasmic reticulum. Lineage: Eukaryota; Fungi; Basidiomycota; Agaricomycetes; Polyporales; Epitheliaceae. The transcript is spliced from 5 exons. The record is from RefSeq and is a predicted model, not a curated record. The coding region runs from base 1 to 714 and encodes 237 amino acids. Gene Ontology annotation, biological process: peptidyl-proline hydroxylation to 4-hydroxy-L-proline.
AUGGCAAAGAAGAAAAAAACUGCCCCGGCAGCAGCCACGGCGGCCACUUCUCAGACCAAGCCCGUGCAGGUAGUGUUUCCUCCCUUGUCGUUGAAAGAAGACAUACGACCCCGUGUUCUUCUUGAAGACCAGAUCAUCCUUUUCGACGACUUAUUCUCAUCUGAAGAAUGCAAGGCCUACGUGAAGUUCAUCGACAAUCUGCCUCUGGAGCCCACGCCGCCACCGAAGAAGGGUGAGGCAGAGCGGGUCAAUCAUCGCAUCUCUAUACCUUCCGUUGAUUUUGCGCAACGACUAUUCACUGUUCUCGCUCCUCAUUUGCCUGAGUUUCCCUGCCCGGCUUCGGCGAAGCGACCCGCCAACGCGAUCGGUCGUGCGGCCCAUUCUUUGAACUCCAACAUCCGGCUAUACAAGUACCACGCGGGUCAGUACUUUGGACCCCACUACGACGACUCGGUGCGCGACACCGCAACGGGAGCAAAAUCGGAAUGGACAUUGCUCAUAUACCUCACUGGGGAGCAGGACGGCGUGCAGGGUGGCGAGACGAUUUUCUACAAGGAGCAACGAGGAAAGCCUACUGAGUCCAUCAUACCUCCCUUGCACAGAGGGACCGCUUUAUUGCACCGUCACGGCCAGGACUGUCUGCUGCACGAAGGCUCACCUGUACUGAAAGGAACGAAGUAUGUGCUGCGUUCAGACGUCAUGUUCACGAGGUAG